This is a messenger RNA of Macrosiphum euphorbiae (potato aphid), 5124 nucleotides long. Lineage: Eukaryota; Metazoa; Arthropoda; Insecta; Hemiptera; Aphididae. The record is from the annotation of a GenBank genome assembly.
AUGGCUGAAGAUGUUUCGGAAAACAGAGAAUGGUCACCUUCGACGCCGGGCCAAAACCGUGGAGAACAUAGAGCUGGUGGUCCCAGGUCACUAUUUAUACGCCGGUCAGAAAAUGGAUUCGGUUUCACGUUGCGCCACUUCAUCGUUUAUCCACCCGAAUCGUAUCUGGUGUUGGCCGGAGACGAACGGUUGGGCUUGCGACAGGGCGCUGGCGCCUAUUCUGACGAACCGAUGGACACAAUAUUUGUGAAACACGUCAGGGAAUUCGGUCCGGCUAGUGUAGCUGGUCUCAGUACUGGCGACCGCAUAAUCAGCGUCAACGGUGAAACGGUGGCCGGUAAGUCGUACGCACACGUCGUGCAGGUCAUCCAGCAAACGCAAUGCCAUCUCUAUUUGCUCGUGGUGCCUAUGGAAAAUGACAUUCUACAGUUGUAUUUCAGCGAGACAGCUCACAAUCCCGAAACGAACCAGAGGCCUGGCCGCCUGAAAGCGGCUAUGACAUCUGGUAGUGAAUUGCGUUUCCAUCAUCACCGUGGUCGCGAUUCCAGUCCCAUCUACCAGACCAUCUGGGAUCACCCCCAACACCGUAGCGCCGUUAGUGGCAUUGGCAGUGCCAGUACCAGUGUCAGUGUCAGUGGUGCGAAACCGACGUCGGCUGCAGCUAGAUUCGUGUCACCCCACCGCACGCCCGGCGUCCGGCGGUCGUCCGUCACCGAUACGAACGGCAGUGGUGGCGGCUACCCUCACCAUCGGAACAAGCCGACGGUAGCACAGUCCAACAAUCCAAACGCCCGACACAGCAUGGACAUAGGGGUGGCGUGCCGCGACGCACUGCAACUGCAAGUGGCAGCCGACAACUCGGCGGCCCAUUACCGGCUCCAACGUCACCUGCAGUACGGUGGUGCGUCGCAGCCACCGCCGCCCGUUGACCCCGUCAUCAUGUCCCGGAUAAAAAAAAGCCUGGAACAGAAGGAAGAGUUCCUCCGUCGUCCCGUGGUCCAGCAACAGCAGCAGCAGCAACCGGCCAAAGAGUUCUACGCCAGGCCACAAAAACUGUUGCCACCCAUGUGGCCGCCUUCGCUCUCGUCAUCGUCGGUCAACCAGCCGCAACAAUUUCCGGAGUGCAGCUCUGCAGCGGUAGAAACGUCAUCUCCCGCUCAGCCACCACCAACCGCGUCCAAGCCUAAAGGCAAACAGUUUGUGAACACUUUGGGAAAAAUUCACGAGGACGGCAGCGCUGGAAAGUCACCUGCAACGGCUGCUGAGACGGCCGACCACCAUCACCCGAAACAGGCAGGCAUGCCGCAAGUGGUUUCCAUGAGGGCCAAACAGUUCGAGAGCGGCAAAAUCGACGACAAGACAGAUUUCUACAAGAGUGAGUUGGCCCGACUAACGUCUAAACACAAUGUUCCUAAUGUGGCUGUGAGAAAAAUGGAAUACGAACAAAAACUUUACACCGAUAAAAAACAACCCGCCGCCGCGGAUCAACAAGAGAUUACUGACGAUUCGAUUACUAGCUACAGUAGUUCUUCUGAUAAGUCUAUCUCUUUCACCAAUCCCUCCGCUGGAUACCAUUCUGGGAAUCUAAUCGUACCGAUUGGCAGCAGCAAAAUCCACUGCGAUCCCCCCAAAGAAUAUGAACCACAAAAAGACGAGUCUAUUUCUAAAGAUGAAUCGUAUCGCUUCAAACCGGUGGUGCGUCAAGAUUCCUACCUGGCCGCAUGUAAAAAACCCACUAUCAUAGAGCGACGAAACCAGAAGCCGAUGGAAAACGGAGCGGAAAAAUCAAAAACCCAUCGGCGGAACGCGCGACCGACGCGCCUCGAGCUGCCCAAGGAUAGGCCUGUCGAUUUUGCCGCGCAGUCCACUGGCUCCAGCCAAGUGUCUUCAGACGAUACGGAAACUGUGGCCGCAGCCGCCGAGCUUCAAAAACCGUGUGAAAUGAUCACGUUGAGACCGACUAACUCGAGUUUUGAUAAUGAAGAAGAAAGGACCACCAGACGGACAUCGUACCUGCAAGCGACGGCCUGGGGCGAUCGUAUGAGUGUCGACGACCUCACCACCACAGAAUCCGAAUCCGAGCCCACCUCGAUUGUCGUCGCCCCACAGAACAGUAGCAUACUGGGAACAAAGAAAAAUGGCCCUCCGUUCCAGGACCUCGGCAACAGUCGCGUGGUUAAAGAAGGAUCGUUGCUGUGCAAAGUGAUACAGAUCGACGGCAAGAAGGCAUGCGAUCGGUCGUGGAAACCGGUGUGGGCCGUUGUACGCGGACAGACGUUGUGUCUGUACAAAGAAAAACGAGAGUCUAUACCUAACAUUUCGACCGAUACGCCCGCAACUCUUGAAAAGUCGGACGACGUGAACGUGUCCUGCGAUCGUAUCAACCUGAGAACGUCCACUACGGACGUGGCUCACGACUAUACCAAGAGGAAGCACGUGAUGCGACUUUGCUCCAGCGUCGCCGACAUGGGGUGCACUGAACUACUGCUUCAAGCCGACGACACUUCGUCCAUGGUGCGCUGGUUGAAAGCAUUGCAGGAGCAAGCUCUCGAGGCACAGGCACCUCUGUCCGCAGAAGAAUGUUUGAGCAUCUCGCCUGGCAAUACUAAGGGUAUGCGUAAGUUAGGUACGUUCAGAAACCGUUCGCCCACCGGUGAUUCUCCAAUCACUAAGACGCGAAAACCGGACCGUAGCCCGUGCCAAGCAUCACAGCCACAAUCUCCCAAAUCUACCAAUACUUGGAAAAAUCGAAUGGCCAAACAAUUGAAAAAAAUACAACAAGGAUCGGGAUCGCCGGUAUCACCGAUUAUGCCCACACUACCGCCACCCCCGGGCACUGCAAUCGGCAUACCUCUGGAACUUUGUCCACCGUCGACUCGUUCUGAGCUUGUACCAUUAAUAGUAGAAGUAUGCACAUCAAUCGUUGAAGAAAAAGGGUUGGAUAUCAUCGGUAUUUACAGAGUACCUGGUAAUACGGCUGCUAUUACUUCACUAACAGAAGCGGUCAACAGCGGUGGUAUGGAAACCCCAGAUUUGGCCCUUAAGCUUCUACAACGAGAUCCUCGAUGGACAGAUGUCAAUGUAAUCUCCAGCCUAUUAAAAUCAUUCUUUAGAAGGCUUCCCGAUGCUCUACUAACAACUGAAAUGUAUCCACACUUCAUCGAGGCUGAUAAAAUUGAUGAUCCUGUUCAACGAAUGGUUAAACUGCGUGAACUAGUUCAUAAACUGCCAGACCACCAUUUUGAGACUUUAAGGUACUUGCUGAUGCACCUUAAGAAAGUUGUUCAUCACAGUGGGGUCAACAAAAUGGAAGCACGUAACUUGGCAAUUGUGUUUGGUCCUACUCUAGUUCAUUCUGCUGAUGAUAACAUGGUAACUAUGGUCACAGAUAUGAGUCAUCAGUGCCGCAUUGUCGAAUCGCUAAUAUUACAAGCUGAUUGGUGUUUUGGCAACGGAGAUGUGGUAGAUCUUACAGCAUCCAUACCUGAAAAUUGUGGACAAGUUCCAGAAAUUGAACAAACUGCUCCAAAUCAAAAUCUUUUGGAUAACAUCAACAAAGUUUCUGGCAAUCAGUACACGCCAUUUAUGGCCAAAGACCUUGUGACCAAUAUUGUUGCUGCAGCUAAUCGCAAAAUGCAUCGAGCUACUGGCAAAAAUUCAAAUACAUCACGAAAGUCUCGUACCAAUGUAACCAAUAAUAUAGUUCCUCAUAUUAGUGUACUUCCAAGUGCAUCUGAUAUUAAACACGAUGUGUCUAACAAAGAUAAAUUGAACAGCUCAAAAGCCAGUUCAGAAACCGUUUCAAGUACUAGCCUCAAUGAAUCUGAAGACAGUCUUGAUCACCUAACAACUAAUGAUCAAAGUUUAGAUUUACCGCCACAAAAUAACGAUGGUGCUCCCCCUAUUAAGACUUAUGUCAAUUUAGCUGAAACUACUCAAGAAAGAAUACGACGAUUUGAACAGGAAACAAAAGCAAUGCUUCAAAGAGAAAUUAACAGAGGUCAAAGAAGAAGAGAGUAUUUUGGACUUGACGAGCCUGUUACUCAAGCGAACGAAGCAUUAAUGCUAGCUAAAGAUUAUUCACCAGUCAUGGUGAAAGUAUCCAAAGGAACAACCAAUGGAACUAAUAAACAAUCAAAUGACUCAGACUUAAAAAAUAAUCAGAAACGAUUAAAAACUAGUAUUGAGAAUGCUGAUGAAUGGUCGGUAGAUUCACUCAGUGAUGGUUUAAGAAUAUCCAAUGAACGUCCUAUAAGUCACGCAUCAGAUGAAGGAGGGGAUUUAUUGGUGAGCCUGACCUCCGCUUUUGACAAAAAACUUAAAUCCCUUUUAAUACCCAGUGACUCUGUGGAUGUUGAAGAAAAACCGUCAGUGGCUAUAUCAAGUGAUGAACAAACAGAUGUGCAGACUUACAGAGACCCAAGCUUACAUAGAUCAUUGGAAAGGCGCAGCCAGCAUAUAACCGAAAAACAUGAAAUUGAAACCAUGAAAGAUUCAACUAGUGAAUCAAUAAAAGAUUCUUCAAAAAUUGAUAAUUUUGAAUGUCUUCAAGACAUCAACACCAAUCCAAGUGUGCGUCUGCGUCGUUCCGAGUCAUUGAAACAAAAAGAAAACCGUCCAGACUAUGGGAAUCAUGUAAAACUACGUCGUUGUGAGUCACUGAAUAAACACGAAAGAUAUAUAUCUAAAUACACAAAGUUUGAGGCAAUGAUGCUGACAAAAAACGGUGACGCUUCCAAACACCGGCGAUCUGACUCCCUCACCAAGACGGAGAAGACCGAGUGCAACAUGAACAAGCGAAAACAAGGAUUGUCUAGACGCUGUAGUUCAUUGCGCGAUAAGGAAGCGCGCCAAAAACGUAAAAACGGUGUUACAACUGAUCGCAGCAUCAAGAGGCGGCAUACAGUAGGUGGUACAAAGGACUUUGAUAAGAUCACAUGGUUGGACAAUAAGGAAAGAGAAGAAUUAGAAAAAAGCUGCAAAGAUAGAAGAACCAGUUCACCAGACCUUAGUUGGGCUCGUGUUGUGGAUGGAAUAAAAGAAAGAGGUAUUAGACCCAGAAGCAUGGCCGACCCAAACUUUGUGUCUAAACUAUUGAAUGUACCUCUUGAGUCACAUGUUUGA